Molecule: messenger RNA, 1455 nt
Organism: Diutina rugosa
Lineage: Eukaryota; Fungi; Ascomycota; Pichiomycetes; Serinales; Debaryomycetaceae
Gene: ISN1
Product: IMP 5'-nucleotidase
Exons: 1
Coding region: 1-1455 (484 amino acids)
Biological process (GO): nicotinic acid riboside biosynthetic process; inosine salvage; nucleotide metabolic process
Molecular function (GO): magnesium ion binding
Source: RefSeq, a predicted model, not a curated record
AUGACCCUGCGCUACAGAGUCGAGUACUCGCUCAAGCAGCACCGGCGCGACUACUUCAUUGAGUUCAUCAAAGGCCUCCUCGCCGUCCCCUUCGUCCUCAACGGCGACAUCAACCAGUUCGCCAACAGCGGGCGCGAGUUUUUGGAUCCCGAGUUCUACUCCGACGUCAAGCGGUUUGAGGACGGCAUCUCCCACGAGUGUUUCCGCAAGUUUUCCGACGUGUUUGGCGACAUCGAGCGCCUCGUCGACAACACGAUUCUCGUCGACGCCAACAACGACCGCUACGGCACCCACACCCAGCUGCGCUUGCGCAAGUUGGUGCCGCUGAUCGGGCGCUUCCACACGCGGUUGCCCCUCGUCGACGCCUUCCGCAUCGAGGACGAGCGCCGCGGCAUCAGCCGCCGCCGCCUCGUGGCGCCGCUGUUCAACGACGUGCGCAUGAUCCUUAACACCGCCCAGAUCUUGGGCCUAGUGCAAAACUACCACGACGAUAACCCCCAGCAGCUUAAGCUCUUGACGUUUGACGGGGAUGUAACGUUAUAUGAAGAUGGUCAAAACCUCGAGCCGGAUUCGCCCGUGGUGCUGCGGCUUGUCGAGCUAUUGCGGCGCGACUUCUUUAUCGCCGUAGUUACUGCCGCCGGCUAUCCGGGACAGCAGGGCGCUACCAACUACUAUAAGCGGCUUAAAGGUUUAGUCGAUACCAUCAACGGGCCCGAUAGUGCUUUGACGGAGGCGCAAAAGCGCAAUUUGUUGAUUGUCGGCGCCGAGCUGAAUUACUUAUUCCGGUUUAACCCCGAGAUGCGCGGCUUCCAGUACAUCGAGCUGGCCGACUGGUUCUUGCCAGCGAUGAAGCUGUGGGACAAGAAGAAAUUGGACGAGAUCAUGGACAUUUCCGAACAACACUUGAUCCACUUACAGGAGAAGUUUGGACUUAAGGAUAACACCACCAUCAUCCGCAAGGCGCGCUCGGUGGGGAUCAUCCCUAACCCCGGCUACCUGAUCCUCCGCGAACAGCUUGAAGAGAUGGUAUUACUGUGCUCUUUCAUCCUCUCAAACAUCGAUAUGGGUCCGUCGGGUAAAGCGCUCCCCGUAGGCGGCUACACUCAAGACGAUAACAUCGAAACGCACGAAAUCAGGGUGUGCGCCUUUAACGGCGGCUCCGACGUGUGGGUGGACAUCGGCGACAAGCUGUUGGGCGUCGAGGCGCUCCAGCGCUACUUGUGCCAGGACGAGCUGCUUCAGCACUUGUGUCCCAUCACCAAGGCCGAGCUGCUCCACAUCGGCGACCAGUUCGCUCUGGUGGGGCUGAACGAUUUCAAAGCGAGACUCUCGGCGUGCACGGCGUGGAUCGCCCUGCCCCGGGAGACGGUGGGGUGCUUGGACGACUUGCUCUCGGAACUCGAUCGUCGUGCAGAGUUGAAAAAGAAGAAGGAGGCGGAGGCGAGUGAUCAAUAA